Molecule: messenger RNA, 8680 nt
Organism: Mobula hypostoma (lesser devil ray)
Lineage: Eukaryota; Metazoa; Chordata; Chondrichthyes; Myliobatiformes; Myliobatidae
Gene: tncb
Product: tenascin Cb
Exons: 29
Coding region: 489-7613 (2374 amino acids)
Biological process (GO): neuron projection development; regulation of cell adhesion
Molecular function (GO): protein binding
Source: RefSeq, a predicted model, not a curated record
CAUGAUUUUCGUUCCAUGAUCGGAAUAACCUAACUUUUCUGUCUGGUUGAAUCCAAAUUAUACCGAUCCGAGACAUGUGUUGCUUGUUGAAGGUGGCCUUCUGCCUGUAACCCAUGCAACGUUGAGUCAUGUAACCAGAGUCAGCUAACAAGCCAAGUUUGUUGCAAGCCACGGUGAGAGGGUUACAGAAGUAUCUGACUACUACUGGGUGCAACAGUAUUCCUGAGUCUCCACCCAGGACUUGUACGGCUGACAGUGGUGAAAACUGAGAGGAAGCUACUGGCACAAUGAAGGAAGCCUUGAACACCAUCGAGACCAGGACCAUGGACAGAUAGAGGUGGAGGACCUUCAUAGUUGUCCUAAACACCAGCAGCAUAACGGGCAGCAAAUUGCAUCAAGCAGGAAUUGAAGCUUACAUAUUUUAUCAUUGUGUUUAAUAUUGGAGAACAAACAGACUGUGCACGGAAAGAAGAUUCCAAACCACCAAAAUGGGGCUUUGGUGGCAUGCCUUAGUUUGCGUCAUAACAACUAUUUUGCUGGAACAAACCCAUGGUGGACUUAUUAAGAAAAUAAUUAGGCAGAAGAGAGACAUUCCACCACCAAAAGAAGAGAAUGCCACAUUACCAUUUGGAGCACAACCCAUUAACUUCAACCACGUCUACAACAUCAACGUCCCCCUUGGCUCUCUUUGUUCAGUAGACCUGGAGUCCCCCGAUGGCAUUGCAAGACCCAAAGCCGACUCCAGCGACCAACACAUCGAGCACACAGCUGACGGCGAAAAUCAAAUCGUCUUCACUCACCGGAUCAACAUCCCACGGCAGGCCUGCGGCUGCGCGGCGGGGCCGGACAUCCGCGACCUGCUCAGCAGGCUGGAGGCAUUGGAAGGUCAUGUGUCAUCGCUACGGCAACAAUGUGCGAAUGGAGGUUGCUGUGAGAAUGGCGCACAGCAAGGAAAGGGACGUGUCGAUGUAAAGCCUUUCUGUGGGGCACAUGGGAACUACAGUAAACACAGCUGUGGCUGUUUAUGUAACCCUGGCUGGAAGGGAGAAAACUGCAGUGAACCUGAUUGCCCAGCAAACUGCAAUGACAGAGGCACAUGCAUUGAUGGCAAGUGUGUGUGUGACUCAGGAUUCACCGGGGAUGACUGUAGCAUUGUCGACUCUUGCCCUAAUGACUGCAGUGAUCAAGGACGAUGCAUAGACGGAGUUUGUCAUUGCUUUGAAGGUUAUGCUGGAGAAGACUGUAGCCAGGAGCUGUGCCCAAACAAUUGCAGCGGUCAAGGCGUCUGCGUUGAUGGAAAAUGUGUGUGUGUUGAAGGUUUAACAGGAGAAGACUGCAAGGAUCUGGCCUGUCUCAAUAACUGCUAUAACCGUGGCCGCUGUGUGGACGGUGAGUGUGUCUGCAAUGAAGGCUUCACUGACGUUGACUGCUCAGAAAUUAUUUGCCCCAAAGACUGCUACGACCGCGGACGAUGUAUCGAAGGCGUAUGUUACUGUGAUGAGGGAUUUACGGGUGAAGAUUGUGGAGAACUUCUCUGCCUGAACAACUGCAGCAACAGCGGCCUUUGCGUCAACGGUCAAUGCGUGUGCAAUGAGGGCUACACGGGAGAGGACUGCAGCGAGUUGGCCUGUCUGAACAACUGCAACAGCCAAGGCGUCUGUGUCGACGGAGAGUGCAUCUGCCAUGAAGGCUUCACCGGUGAAGACUGCGGGGAACUGGCUUGUCCAAGCAGUUGCCACGACCGCGGCCGAUGUGUUAAUGGGCGCUGCAUCUGUGACGAAGGUUUCGCCGGCCAAGACUGCGGGCAACUGUCCUGCCCAAAUGACUGUAGUAACCAUGGCACCUGUGUCAAUGGUCAGUGUGUCUGCGAUCACAGCUUCACCGGCGAAGACUGUAGCGAACUGGCCUGUCCGAACAACUGUAACAACCGUGGCAGCUGUGUCAGUGGCCAGUGUAUCUGCGAGGAGGGCUACAAAGGAGAAGACUGUAGUGAACUGACUUGUCCCAAUGAGUGCUACGAUCGCGGGCGAUGUGUCAAUGGCCGCUGCGUCUGUGACGAAGGUUUCGCCGGAGAAGACUGCGGGCAACUGUCCUGUCCAAAUGACUGUAGUAACAACGGCCGCUGCGUCAAUGGUCAGUGUGUCUGCGAUCACGGCUUCACCGGUGAGGACUGUGGCGAACUGGUCUGUCCUAACAACUGCAACAACCGCGGCCGUUGCGUCAAUGGACAGUGUGUCUGCGAUUCUGAUUACAGAGGAAUAGACUGCGGAGAACGUGCCUGUCCCAAUAACUGCAAUGAACGAGGUCGUUGUGUUGAAGGUCAAUGCAUCUGUAAUGAAGGUUACGUCAAUGAAGAUUGCUCUGCUGUUUCGCCACCCAAAGACCUGCAGGUAACUGAGGUGACUCCCCAGACAGUGGAUGUGGAGUGGCAGAAUGAGGUUAGAGUCAACGAGUACCUCAUCACCUAUGUCCCCACCUCUCCAGGGGGUCUGAAGCUGGAACUCCGAGUGCCUGGUGACCAGAUGUCAUCUACCAUCCGGGAAUUAGAGCCGGGGAUUGAAUACCUAAUCAGCGUUUAUGCUAUCCUUAAUAAUGAGAGAAGCAUUCCCGUCAGUGCCAGGGUCGCAACACAUCUACCCACACCAGAUGGAUUGAAGUUCAAGUCCAUUCGCGAGACCUCUGUCGAGGUGGAGUGGGACCCUAUAGAAAUUGGGUUUGAUGGCUGGGAGAUGAUUUUCAAAGCCCCUAAGGAAGAUAACGGUGAGAUUCUGAACAGUCUGGAGCGGUCAGAAGUCUCAUUUGUGCAGACCGGCCUGGCUCCAGGGGAGGAGUAUGAAGUCAGCCUUCAUGUAGUGAAAAAUAAUACCCGCGGGCCAGCAGCUAAACGGAAAUUGACCACAAUGAUUGAUGCACCAAGCCAAGUGGAAGUGAACAAGGUCACAGACACAACUGCUCACAUCACCUGGCGCAACCCAGCGGCACACAUUGAGGGAAUCAGCCUGUUCUACGGGACUAUAGGCGGCGAGAAGGCAGUGGUCGACCUUCCUGACAUUGAGACAACCUAUUCCAUUGCUGAGCUUCAACCUGACACCGAAUAUGAAGUGUCGCUGGUUUCCAAACGUGGGGAUAUGAAGAGUGUUCCAGCCACCAACACAUUCACAACAGACCUUGACCCUCCAAGGAACCUCCGAAAUGUGUCUCAGACAGAGUACAGCAUCACCUUGCAGUGGAAGAAUAGCAGAGCAGGAGCCACAGAUUACAAAGUGAAGUUUUCUCCGCUGGCAGGAGGAGAACAUAUGGAAACUACAGUCCAGAGAAGUACUCAACGAGCCACCACCAUUAAGAUUUCCGAUCUUCUGCCGGGUACAGAAUAUGGAUUUGGAGUUAGUGCCAUUAAGGACAACAGAGAGAGUGCCCCUGCUACUAUCAACGUGGCAACUGACUUGGAUAGUCCGAAAGACCUGAGAGUGACCAAGACGACAGAGAACAGCAUUACUGUGGAAUGGAAACGGCCCCUGGCAGUAAUUGACCGGUACUACAUCAUCUAUAUCUCAUCGUCUGGUGAGAGGAAUGAAGAAAUAGUGCCUGCCGAGGCUGUGUCGUACAUCCUGUCUGGCCUCCAACCUGCGGCUGAGUACACCAUUAUACUCAUAGCACAGAGAGGUCAACUGAAGAGCAGUGCCUCCACCACCAGCGCCUCCACAGGCCUUGAACCACUGCGAGGUCUUAAAUUUUCUGAGGUAACUCCCAGAAGCACCUCAGUGACUUGGGAAGCACCCUUAGCUCCUAUUGACAUGUUUGUCGUGAAUUAUAAUCCUAAAACACAUGGAGAAACGCAGCAGGUCAUUGUGAAGGGAGAUCAAAAUGCAGUCGCGCUCACUGAUCUGAAGCCCAGCACUGAGUAUGUGGUGACGCUUAUGGCUCUUCGAGGCACAGCGAGAACAGAGCCCUUGGUUGGAUCUGUCACUACAGUGAUGUCAGAGGAGGCUGUCACGUCUCCUCCGUAUGGAAGCUCCACAGUCCCAGUUUCCGUGAUAUUAGAAGCUUCUGUGCCCGAGUUUUCUGGGACUGGUGACAGUCAAAUCAGUAACCUAACUGUUUCUAAAGUGACCUCGGAUGGUAUCCAUCUUUCCUGGAUGACAGAAACAGGAUCCUAUGACAAUUUUGUCAUAAAGUAUAGGAGUGCAUUUGGAACCAGUGAUGUGACAGAGAUCUCCACUCCUGGUGAUGUGCUAACUUUCGAACUAAAAGGCCUAAUGCCUUCCACUCCUUAUAAAAUAACUCUUUACGGAAUUGCCGGUGGUCAACGCUCAGAGCCGCUGAAUAUUUUAGCCACCACAGCUGACUUAAUCAACGCAGUUGAUGGCCAAAUAAAUCAGACAACAGGCGACAAUUCUCGGCUACACAAAGAUGGAGGUUUUAACCCUGAGCCCACAGUUGGUUCAGAGAAAGGGGUGUUGCAUAGUAGACUGGGAAACCUUACUGUGAUAAACACUACCUCCGAAAGUAUUAAGCUUUCAUGGACUUUGCAAAAUGGAUCUUUUGAUGCCUUUUUGAUAGUGGCCACAGAUUACACUGGGUUGCACGGACCACUGGAAAUGUCCCUUUAUGGUGAUGUACGUAGCACCGAUGUAACUGGUCUCUUGGAUAGUACACAAUAUAAGGUAUAUUUAUACGGAUUUGUGGGAAAUUGGCGUUCAGAUCCUUUGAGUGCAGAAGCCACAACAGAACCCCUUGACAACACCACUGCACAUUCUCCAAGCACAGACAUCGCCAAACCAGAAAACCUUGUGGUAACAAAUGUGACCUCCACCAGCUUCCGGCUAUCCUGGGCCGCCCACAUUGGAGCCUUUGAUAGUUUUCUAUUGAUAGUAAAGGAUGUUAAAGGAUCGGGCAGGCCUUUGAAGAUUUCCCGCCUGCCUGGUCAACAUACAGCUGAUAUCCAAGGGCUGGUACCUGGUACUGAUUACAAGGUUGAUCUAUAUGGAGUUGUUCAAGGUCAUCUGUCACGACCACUGACUGAGAUUGCAAGAACAGACUCCGAACUUGACAACUUAACAGUGUCAGAUGUUACCUCUGGCAGUCUCAGACUCUCCUGGACAGCUGGUGGCCCGUAUGAAAACUUUGUUGUAGAAAUUAAAGACUCUGAUGGGUUGUUCAAUCCACAAGUAUACACACUGCCAGGUGAUCAGCGGUCCCUGGAUAUCCCAGACCUGCCUGCUGCUACUGACUAUGAGAUUUCCCUCCAUGGUAUAAUCCAUGGUCAGCCAACAAAGCCACUUUACACUGAAGCUCACACAGAAGAAGAACCUGAACUUGACAGCCUAGUUGUUUCAGAGAUUACCUCAGAAGGAUUCACACUCUCUUGGACAGCUGAAGACGGGGCAUUUGAAUAUUUUAUCAUAGAUGUUAAAGAUUCUGAAAACUCGUUUGACCCAAUACAGCAUGUUUUAUCAGGGAAAACACGAACUACUGACAUCUCAGGCCUAGUAGAAGGCACUGGAUACCAGAUUAACAUUACUGGUGUAACUGAAGGCUGGCGCACGCAACCACUCACUGCGGUCACUGCUACAGAGGAAAAAUCAAAAAUGGAAAACCUAGUGGUUUCAAACAUAAACUCUUAUGGAUUCAAAGUCUCUUGGAAUGCCACGGACGGGGCCUAUGAAAGUUUUAUAAUAGUGGUUAGAGAUUCUGGCAGGUUAUUGGAGCCAAUGGAACACAGAGUGUCAGGCAAUCAACGUUCCAUUACCAUCACAGGCCUGAUCACCGGAAUUGAUUAUGAUAUUAAUAUAUAUGGUGUAGCCAAGGGGCAGCACUCUAAGCCUCUCUUUACUAGGACUGCAACAGAGUCCGAGCCUGAAGUGGAUCACCUAAACGUUUCUGAAGUUACCUCAAGUGGCUUCAAACUUUCUUGGACAACAGAUGACAAUCCCUUUGAUUACUUUAAUGUUACAGUCAGUGAUUCCAAAGAUGAAUUUCCUCCUCUGGACUACAGACUAUCAGGUGAUCUGCGAACCAUUGACAUCCAAGGGCUGCAAGAUGGUACUAAGUAUAAUAUUUCCUUAGUUGGUGUUACAGAGGAACGACGAUCGCAGUCGAUAAUUACCAUUGCAACUACAGGGGUGGGAUCUCCUAAACAUCUAGAGUUUUCAGACGUCACUGACACCACGGUGCUAGUCAGGUGGGACCUCCCCAGAGCCCACGUCGACAAUUUCAAGGUCAUUUAUGAGCCCACUGAUGGAGGUGAAAGCACCACUGUGACUGUUGAAGGCAGCAGGUCUCAAACUGUACUGCACAACCUGACUCCAGCCACUCAGUAUCAAGUCAGAGUCGUCUCUGUGAAAGGGUUUGAUGACAGUGAACCAACGUCAGGCACAGUGAGGACAGCCUUGGACAGUCCAUCUGACUUGAGAGUUCUGAAUGCAACGGAGUCUGGAGCCCUGCUGGCGUGGAAGCCCAGUAUUGUAGCAGUUGAUGAAUAUGUCAUCACCUACAGCGCUGACGAUGAGUCACCAGUAACAAAGAGGGUUUCAGGAAAUUUGAUCCAGUCGGAACUCAGCCAUCUGUUGCCGGGGACCCACUACAGAGUGUUGAUCUAUGCCAUGAAAGACUCUCUCAGAAGUUCUACCUCUGAAACCUCCUUCACCACUGCCAUUGAUUCACCCAGAGAUUUAGCAGUGAGUGGCAUUACAAUGAAUGAUGCCCUCAUUUCAUGGAAUCCUCCCCGUGUUCAGAUCAGUGGCUACAUUCUGACGAUCGAAGCCGAAGAUGGCAAAACACAGAAAGUGGAGUAUUUUGGAGCUACGGAAAGGUCAUACAGCCUGAUGCAACUGGAUCCAUCGACAAGCUACAAGGUGAAGCUACAGGCCUACACAGGCUCAGAAAGGAGCAGCACCAUAGAGACCAACUUCAAAACAGUUGGGUACUUGUAUCCAUUCCCCAAGGAUUGCUCUCAGACCUUGCUGAAUGGGGAGACCAGCAAUGGGCUCCAGACCAUUUUCUUGAAUGGCAAUCGCUCUCAGCCACUUCAGGUGUACUGUGACAUGACAACGGAUGGAGGGGGCUGGAUGGUGUUUCAGAGGCGUGAGAAUGGCAAAGUGGAUUUCUUCAGAAAGUGGAAGGAUUACGCCGCUGGAUUUGGUGAUCCUUCAGGCGAGUUCUGGUUGGGCCUUGAGAACCUUCACAAGAUUACAUCAGAAGGACAUUAUGAGCUCCGGGUAGAUCUCCAGGAUCAAGGGGACACUGCUUAUGCAAUCUAUGACAAAUUCUUUAUAUCAGACGCUAAAAGUCGAUACAAAUUGCAUAUUGGAGAAUACAGAGGAACAGCAGGUGACUCUCUGUCCUACCACCAAGAUCGGCCAUUCUCUACGAAGGAUAGAGACAAUGACGUAGCUGUGACCAACUGUGCUCUGUCCUACAAGGGAGCCUGGUGGUACAAGAACUGUCACAGGGUAAACCUGAAUGGGAAAUAUGGAGUUGCAAACCACAGCCAGGGUGUCAACUGGUACCACUGGAAGGGACAUGAGUAUUCAAUUGAAUUUGUUGAAAUGAAACUGAGACCACAUACCUUCAGAGGCCUUCAGAGAAAUAAGAGAGCACAGCGACAACACUAAAUAACCAAACUAGCCGAAAACAUUAAAGGUUCAUAGUGUACAGAAACACCAAUAAUUUAGCUCGCAUUCGAGUUAAUGGGUUGUAUGAGCCUCGCUAGAAAAGCUCUCUCACCUUACAUGGGUUUAGCUCCACUCAGUUUAAACACCAAAGAUAAUUUUGACAAUAAUUAACAUAGGUUGCUAUUGCUUUUAGGGUCAUAGCUUUAUAUAUAUUGCUCAGAGGGCAGGGGUGGCCUUGUAUGUACAUCAUUACGCCUGCACAGUCAUCAGAGUGUAUUGUCUAUAUUCCGUUCAUCAUGUUGGAGAUGUGUUGCCAUGGCAGCAAACGGACCAGUUGUCCUUAAAGGUUUAAUGUACAGAAGCUUCAUGUUUAACUAUCAGAUGUAUAAGCUGAAUGUCUCAAUGUGAGUGUGGAAGUUUUACUUUGGGAACAUGGAGCUUGACGUUUGUGACCUUUUACAGAAAGGGAGGUGUAACUUGAGAAAGCAUUAAUUGUUUUUUUUUGCCAUUGAUUAGCAAUUUCAGGGUGUUGUAUUUUAAAAGUCAACCACAUGUUGGUUCUGUUUAGAAUAGAACACAGUCAUGUAAAUACAAAGGAAAGCUAGGAGCCCUUCCUCUUAUAAAUUGUCCCUUUUGAAUAGAAACAAAUCUCAGCAAAUUGCCUGUGAAUCACACACAAAGAAUUAAAUGCAACUUUUUGAGUCAUUAUCUCCUCAAAGAUUACAUUUGGAUUGUUUAAAUAUUCAUCUUCACUUUAUUUAAAUACCAUGGCUACUGUGCUGAAAGGAAAAGGGAAAAAUAGUGACAUACUUUUCAGGAAAUUCUAUUUUCAAAACAAAUGUAAAAUGUGAUAUUUUUACUCUUUCAAGUAUUCACAACCAAAACAAAGCAUUUCCUUUUCUCCUGAUUAUAGGCAGCCCUAACUGUGGAGAGGCAUGAUCACUAAACCCAGGUUACACAGUACAUGGACCAUGGUAUACAUUUGUAAAAUAACAAUUGUUUUUCACAGGGAUAAUUGCAAUGUCUGUUUUUGUGUACCCUUAAUUAAAAUAAAGUAAUGGUGUUUU